AUGGAUGAAAACAUGCCCAUGCAGUUCGGAUGGACUGGGCUAUUGCAGGAACACCCCAUUCUCUUCCUGGCCCUGCGAGCCUCUGCCAACAACAACAACACGCUCGUCAUCCUGCUUCUCCUUUCCGUAUUCUCCGCCGUAUAUGAUGCGUCCCGUGUCUACGUUGGCGGCCAUGUGCGUACGCGCCAGACACACCACUACUCCUUCAUUGACGACACACACGAGAGCUCAGCACCUAGUCUCUUGUCUUCACUCGCACGCGCCAAGAAAGGACGUCCUCGCAUCAUUCUGUACGCCAAAGCCAUCAUCCACUUCGCGCUCUUCGUAGGUGUACAGUGUAUCAUCACAUGGAUCGUGAUCAAGAUAGCGCGGAUUCUGGCAUCGAAUUACGUGGACGACGACGACGUACGCCAAGAGUGUGAUCUUCUGCUUGAGAAGGGACUGGAGUGCUCUGCCGCGAUACGGUAUCACAAUGCGCUCAAUGUGGCAGCUGUCAUCUGCCUUUUGUGCUUGAUUCGCGGUUUCAAGCUACAUAUCGAUACACCGACUCGCACCCGUCCAAUCGAUGAUACAGAUUACAGUCCUGGCUUCGUCGCUCUCAAGACCAAGUGCCGAAGUAUGGCGCAGAUUAUCCUCGCUGUACCCAUCACCAUUGUGGCUCUACACUCUCGCGUGUCUAGGAGGGAGAUGUGGAAGCAUGUGGGGAUUCUGUUUGGUCUGACUAUUACUUCACUGAUCAUCUUUCUUGCUGGCAACUUUGUUGUCUUGCUUGCUACACUGCCGGUAUGUUCGAAUACUGCUUUCGAUAUCAAUGGGCUAACAGGCUUUCCAGGACUUGCAGCAUACAUUGGACGCGUUGGAGGAGUCGGGACUGACGAGGCAGACUAA
Molecule: messenger RNA, 888 nt
Organism: Pyrenophora tritici-repentis Pt-1C-BFP
Lineage: Eukaryota; Fungi; Ascomycota; Dothideomycetes; Pleosporales; Pleosporaceae
Source: RefSeq, a predicted model, not a curated record